AAUUAUAUAUCCAAAUAUAAUUUUACAAAAAAAUCACAAACUCAAAUUUUCGUGAGAAGUUGAAAACAAAGAAUUUUUAUUUAAUGAUUAUUUCCUCCCUUGAUUUGGAAGUUAACAAAGUGAAAAAGGUGACUCACACAACUCACAAAUCUCUUCUUGUCUUAAACCCCAAAGUAUCCCAACUAAUCUUCGCAACAAUAUCACCGGUCUGUCUCUUAGGUGUUUUACAAGUCUUCACCAUUUCUUUCUAAGAUCUAGAGAUGGCAGAAGAGAAAGAUCCGACUUCGACAAUACCACUAAGUCAAGCUACUGAAGAUCCUGAAGACCCCAUCAAAUCUCCUCCUGCUGAACCUAAUUCUUCUACCCGCAAGGCUUGCUGUUAUUUUCUUCAAAGCUGGGUAUCCAAGAAGUUUAUGACUGGAUGUGUGGUUCUCUUCCCUGUGGCGGUUACAUUCUUUGUCACAUGGUGGUUUAUUCAGUUUGUUGAUGGUUUCUUCAGUCCACUAUAUGAACAACUUGGUAUUGACAUAUUUGGACUAGGAUUUGUCACAUCUCUUGUUUUCGUAUUCUUAGUUGGAGUUUUUGUUUCAUCUUGGCUGGGUGCUACUGUUUUCUGGAUUGGGGAAUGGAUUAUUAAGCGAAUGCCAUUCGUCAGACACUUAUACUCGGCCUCAAAGCAGAUUAGUUCUGCAGUAUCUCCAGACCAAAACACCACUGCUUUUAAGGAAGUGGCAAUCAUUCGUCAUCCCCGUGUGGGUGAAUACGCCUUUGGUUUUAUAACAUCAUCAGUUACCCUUCAGACAGAUGAAGGGGAUGAAGAAUUGUGUAGUGUUUUUGUCCCUACAAACCAUUUAUACAUUGGUGAUGUACUCCUGGUUAACGCCAAUGAUGUUAUAAGACCAAACAUGUCCAUCCGCGAAGGCAUUGAGAUCAUCGUCUCUGGAGGAAUGACCAUGCCUCAAAGGAUCUCUCAUGUGGCAAGAGUUGCACGACAAAGUGAAAGAAUUCCACUGAACAGAAUUAAGUAACAAUAGUGAUGAACAUGACAAUGUAGGACCGUUUGUAAUUAGUCAAGGAGGAAAAAACAAUCAUACAUACAUUGUUGUAAUUUUUUGUAUCUACUCUGAUGCACCUAAAUAUGUUGUUAUUAUGUGUUUGUUCUUAA
This is a messenger RNA of Capsicum annuum, 1165 nucleotides long. RefSeq names its product protein LIKE COV 2. The record is from RefSeq and is a predicted model, not a curated record. The transcript is spliced from 7 exons. Gene Ontology annotation, cellular component: Golgi apparatus. The coding region runs from base 261 to 1028 and encodes 255 amino acids. NCBI's taxonomy places the organism in Eukaryota, Viridiplantae, Streptophyta, Magnoliopsida, Solanales, Solanaceae.